Messenger RNA from Eptesicus fuscus (big brown bat), 1157 nucleotides. RefSeq names its product homeobox D4 (gene HOXD4). Gene Ontology annotation, molecular function: DNA-binding transcription factor activity, RNA polymerase II-specific; RNA polymerase II cis-regulatory region sequence-specific DNA binding. The record is from RefSeq and is a predicted model, not a curated record. Gene Ontology annotation, biological process: anterior/posterior pattern specification; regulation of transcription by RNA polymerase II; embryonic skeletal system morphogenesis. Lineage: Eukaryota; Metazoa; Chordata; Mammalia; Chiroptera; Vespertilionidae. The transcript has 2 exons. Bases 232 to 987 code for a protein of 251 amino acids. Gene Ontology annotation, cellular component: nucleus.
GGCCCUCGAAUGGGCCACAGCGAGUCACUUGAUUACACGUAGGUUAUUUAGUUAAAUUUGUGAAAAUUAUGAGAUGCUCACCAACCCGGUGAUAAACUCGCUCCCUCGCUAUUGGCUGGCCUGGUCACAUGGCCGCCAACUUUAUUCAGUUGACAGCAAGUAGGAGGGCCCUAUGGAAGGAGAAAAAAAGACAACACGAGAAAAAUUAGUAUUUUCUACCUUCUGAAAUUAAUGGCCAUGAGUUCGUAUAUGGUGAACUCCAAGUAUGUGGACCCCAAGUUCCCUCCCUGCGAGGAAUAUUUGCAGGGCGGCUACCUAGGCGAGCAGGGAGCCGACUACUACGGCGGCGGCGCACAGGGUGCUGACUUCCAGCCCCCAGGGCUCUAUCCGCGGCCCGACUUCGGUGAGCAGACCUUCGGAGGCGGCGGCCCGGGGCCGGGCUCGGCGCUGCCCACGAGGGGUCACGCGCAAGAACCAGCAGGCCACUACGGCGCUCCGGGGGAGCCGUGCCCGGCGCCCCCUGCGCCCCCGCCCGCGCCCCUGCCAGGCGCCCGGGCCUGCAGCCAGCCGGGCGGCCCCAAGCAGCCGCCCCCAGGGACGGCACUCAAGCAGCCGGCUGUGGUCUACCCCUGGAUGAAGAAGGUGCACGUGAAUUCUGUGAACCCCAACUACACCGGCGGGGAGCCCAAGCGGUCCCGGACAGCCUACACCCGGCAGCAAGUCCUAGAACUGGAAAAGGAAUUUCAUUUUAACAGGUAUCUGACGCGGCGCCGUCGGAUUGAAAUCGCGCACACCUUGUGUCUGUCUGAGCGCCAGAUCAAGAUCUGGUUCCAGAACCGGAGGAUGAAGUGGAAAAAAGACCACAAGCUGCCCAACACCAAAGGCAGGUCCUCGUCCUCCUCGUCCUCCUGCUCCUCCUCGGCUGCCCCGGGCCAGCAUUUGCAGCCGUUGCCCAAGGACCACCACACGGACCUGACGACCUUAUAGAAGUGGGGACCCUGGGCCCAUCCCUCCCUGCGCUCCCGGCUGAGCCGAAGCUGCGGGGGCAGGCCCGGCCUGCGGUCACCGCGCUGGGCUCUAAGGUACUGUAGGGUGGACCUGGGACGUGCAGGCCGUCCUUGGACUAGGUUAGCAUCCUGCCCGAGGGCAGCCCCCUA